Molecule: messenger RNA, 3477 nt
Organism: Strongylocentrotus purpuratus (purple sea urchin)
Lineage: Eukaryota; Metazoa; Echinodermata; Echinoidea; Camarodonta; Strongylocentrotidae
Exons: 6
Coding region: 684-2345 (553 amino acids)
Source: RefSeq, a predicted model, not a curated record
AAAUGCAUGUUACGAAAUGAAGAUUUUUUUUUAAUGCAUUCCAUGCGAUGUAUAUUUUAUAAGUGCUAGUGACCGGACGUCAACAUCUAUCAACAGUCUUUGUUAUCUUACAUCUUUCUCAAGUACCUUCGAAUUUGAACAAACAGCAUGCCAGCGGCCGAGCUUUAAAUCAAAAUCACGCCGAAAGUAACAAGCAAUGAGACACGUUAGAUUAUUGCCGAAGUAAAGGUGACGGAUCUAUGCUUUUUUUGUUUACAAUAUGCAGAGGAGUGAGGCUUGAAAGAAAUAGGUGGGUAAAUAUUUCAUCAGGCUGACGUGCUGCCCAACUAUUGUAUGAUAGGUUUUUGAGUAGAUUACACCGAAGGUAUGAAACCUUUCCUUCCCACGCACAUUGGCCGAAUGAAAGAAGAAAGACUGAGGCAAGGAUGGCGCGGAGGCGUUGCAUCAAAGUAAUGGGCAUUUCCUUGUUAAACGUUAAAAGGUAGAAAUGGACAAAAGGGAAGUUCAAGUUUUAGACUUUGAUCAUGGAAGAUUAAUGUGCAAUAAAUCUUCACACUUUCUGGAAGCGCGAGCUACUAAAAGAGAGACGUUAUUAACUGUUCUUCCAUGUCAGGAGUACGAAGUAAAGGAAAAAUGGAGGAAACCACGAAAGGGAUGUUGCGGUACCUUUUGUGGUGCACAAAAUGGGAGACUGGGGACUGUCUCUACUGCUCAUCCUCUCGACAGUAGUUUACGAGAUAUCCGCUGUUCACAAUAAACCUUACCCCUGGCAAAGCAGGCACGGGUUUCUCUCAAACAACGACCUUUACCCACCCACUCCGCUCCGGAGGAGACCACCAACGUCCGGAACCGUCAGUAAUCCGUUCAGUAUUCAGAGUAAUUCAAGACAGAAAACUGCAAAGACACCAUUCCAACCAUUCCAGUCUGAACAAUUGAAUCCUAUUCAACGCUGUGUCAAGAGAGCGAAUGACCACACCUCACCAUCAAGUAUCCGUGACUUGAUUUUGAGUAUUGGUAAAGACGUGGUAAAACGGCAAUCUUUUGCAGGGGCUAAUCUUUAUCACCAGCGUGGCCUUAGACGCUUUACAAGAUCGCAGGUACAUGAAACUCAUUUUCUACUGCCAUUUAUUACAAAGAUCGGUUCGCAUUUCGGUGAUUACCUGCGUAAGGUUCUGGGAUGUCAAGCCGAACAUAGAACUUACAUAGCCCAACCCAGAAGUUCCAGGUUAUCCGCUCUAUCCGUAGACCCAGUACAUUCAAUAUCAUCAUCAUCAUCUAACGAGCAGCCUCAGCCCCAUCCAUCUUUUAUCUUUGAAAGAUCUGCUCCUCAGAGCCCACGUAUCCCACUCCUGCCGCCACCAAAACACAUCCAGAAACCAUUAUCACAAGGAGCUCGGGCGCCCAUCUAUUCAAGGCCGCAACACAUUCAACCGAUUGAACAAUACGACGCGUCCACUUCGGAAUCUUUCCCAAAAUUGUCGGUAUCACCAUCCAGGCCGAUACAGAGAUCAUUCCACGUCGAUAAUCCGUCAAGUCCAGGGUUUGAAGAUAUCCCGAAUCCCGACGGAACCAGUAGCAUAACACAGUCAUCCAGGUCCGAUAGUUCUGCGCCACAGCCUUUUGAAGAAUUGCUUUUCUCCCCACCACCUGUAGACAUGAGUGGUUUGCCGCCUCCAGUCUUUGCCGGUAGUGAUUCGUCUACUUCUGCUCUACCCGAUAUUGUCCAAGCAAUUUCAGAUUCAUCUACGCGGUUUACACCCGCCGAUCCGUCGAUCACAUUUACGGCACCCGGUCUCCAGCCGCACCGAAUGACCGAGAUAUCCCUGCUCCCUACAACCAUUGACCCGACCGGGUCACCGCCACCACCGCCAUCUAGCCCUUUCACAACGUUCAGCCUUACGAGCCAUCCGUCGCACACCUCACUUCCGCCCUCAUUGACGACUUCAUCAAUGACAUCUACAUCUCGACUUUCACCGAGCAGUCAGCCGGGGCAAUCUCAGGGCUCGUUGUAUUUUGGACCCCCAAGGUCGGACGUCAAAGUGUUGGUGGAGGCCAAUGGUGUUUUGAGGCAGUGGCGUAUAGCAGUCCCUCCCAUGUUUGGUAUCAUCGACCUCCUGAGGUACCUGGCCCGUGAGCAGGCAGAACCGAUCAACCUGUCCACUCUGGAUCCUCACUGCUUCGUGUUAACCCGCAUGCUCGGUCUGCGGAUCAACAGUUCCCAUGUUUGGACCGUCUCUGUGAUCACCUUCAAACAGGAGGUAAUUUUCCAAGAUCGCUGCCUGCCGUCUUCGAAUCUGUAUAUUCUGCCUGGAUACACGCUUGUCUUUCGCUACACCCAGACGUAGCUGUCUGAUAUUUUAUGAAUGAUAACGACUCAUACAAGAGCCGAAGAAAACGGGUAUUGAUAUACGGUAGACAGUAUAGACUGAAGGUUCCUUGUUUUAGUGUGGAAUAGUAUUUAGGCCAAAAUACAAACGAGAGAUGCAAUUAUUAAAAUAUUAUAGAAGCAGUAAUAGGUGUACCUUUUCGUCGUAGUUAAUAGCGUACAUACAGAACUGAAUUAGCAUUGUAUUUUAAUGAAGGUGCUAUUCCAAAUGUUGAAAAUAAAAUAAAAUACAUGUACAUUAUGAGAGAAAGAAGUAGAAAAGUUGAUGGUAAGGAGUAUGGGUAGCAAAAGUGGCAUGCUACUGCUGCACGAUAAUUCAUCCACAUAGGCCUAUAAUGAUACCUAAGAAUGUAAGGAUGUUCAAUUCACUGUAUGGAAUGAACUUUUAUCACUCUCAAGAAACAUACAUUUCCCGUUUUUAGUCAUCGAUCAUUGUUUCAAGACUUUCAGAGAUUCUUUUUCUUCUUAAUAUUCCAAGCCGAAUCGAUCAGAAGUUGAAAUAUUUGUAUGGCCGUGUCAAAAGGUUCAAGCGAAAAUGGAAUUGUAAACGUUUAUUGAGUUCCCGACAUUAUUCAAUUAGUGUUAUUUAUCAAGUUUAUAUGUUUCAAUGUAAGUGUUGACAUUUCCUUCGAAUUGAGGGACUUCGGGCGUUUAUAAUAAGAUUUGAUUCUAUUCACAUGUAAAUAUAACACAUAAAUGUUUUCAUCUCUUUAUCUCUUUUUUCUUUUCUGAACAAAAAGAUUAUGUACUCUGAUAAGCGUAAAAGAAACAGGAAUGAAAGGAAAAUAAAAAAAUGAAAAUCUGAGAAGUGAUCUGAAGGUGAGAAAAUUGUUUAUUCACCCACUAUAUUAUUUCAUUUUGCCCCCGCUAUUCUUAUUGUAUGAGGGGAUGGUUGUAAUUAAAAUUAGCGUUGCAAAUUUGGAAAUAAAUAGAAUAAUGCAGAUGUUUCUCCUAAUACCUCCUCCGUGGCCUCUUUCUUGCGUUUUGUUUCGUUCUUGCCAGUAAGCCUUAUCACUAUUAACCUCUCAAUAUACCACAGCUAAUGUAUAGUACUAAAUUAAAUGUAAAUAAACCAAUUGUUAGCACAGAAA